GUUUCCGGAAGAUCAACGAAGACGUGAACCGAGAAGUCAACCCAUUUCCCUGGACAUUCUUUUUUUUUUUUUUGGUAGGGGUGGUUGGGAUUGGUUUAGAAAAGGGAAAAAAAAAAAAGAAAAUUAGAGAUGGGAGAACUUGACCGGCACUAAUUUCCACAAUCCAAUGAUAAUAAUAUAACAGUUCAAAGUCUAGUAAUAACUUCUGUUUUGUAAUACCUUUGAAAACAAGAGACAGUAAUGCAGUAAGAUUCUACAGCUAAACACAAUCCAGAUAAAUAUUAUUUUGUACAUAAACACUGGUCAGUUUUGGACCUAUCAACUUAGUUAAUCAACAUAGUCAACAAUUUAUUUUUCUGAGUAUUGUCUACCUUGACUAGCAGAUAAUCAUGGCAACCACCUGAGAAACAGUCAGAGAUGAGGUUCAAAGAAAACCUUAAAAUUUAGCAGAUAAUCUUGGCAACCACCUGAGAAAUAGUCAGAGAUGACGUUUAACGAAAACCUUAAAAAUUCUUAUCACAUCCCACUAUGUUUCACUAAAAAAUUCAAGUCAAAGUCCUGACAUCUUGUCUUGCUGACAUUUUAAACAGCCUUAACGUACGAAUUCAUUUAUGACCAAAGCAAGUAAAUAGCUCAAAUGAUAGUGAAGAUGUUUAUUAGAAAGAGUAAAUCUUGGAAAUAGAUUGAAACAUAAUGAAUGAAACAAAUAGAUAUGGUUGUACCGAAAAAGAACAACCUAGACAAUACUCGAAGGAAAUAUAUCAAAUAGGGAGUAUAGAACUCUACCAUAGACGAAGAUUUCAGCUUUAAGCAAGAGAUAACAGGCGAAGAGAUUGAAACGCGAUGGGAAGGAUAGGUUGCACCAUAGAUGGAAACUUGAAUGAUUCGGAAUUCAGCCAGCCUAUGCCAUGGAUUGGUGUCUAUGUAGCAGCAGCUUCUGCAGCUUGUGCACUGGGGAUGGCAAUGGAUGCUUUUCAUGGACUGCGCUACAGAAAAUUCUGGUUUCCUUGCAACUUCUUCUCUCUCAAUGCUACAACUUUGACGCUACUAGCUGUUGCCACCAAGUUGUCUGUUGAUCUAAAUACAUCCAUGCCUCGUCAACAAGAUCAGUUGACAAAACUUAGCAGUGCUGCUCUAAUCUGUACGGUAAUUGCUAAUUUCAUGCCUUCUUUAGGUCUCAUGGAGAAUCAAGAGCUGUUGAUGAACAUAAUGGCUUUAGGAAUUUUCGUUAUAACAGCCAUCGUGAACAUUGGCAUACAAUUAGCUACUGGUGUUAUCUAUGUUUUCUUCAAAGAGCAUAUAGCCCUCAUGUUUCUCAUGCUUGUUUUGCUUCUACUACUGAUAUCCUCAGCUGUGACAAUACCAACUACAAAGCGUUAUUUGGACCUGAAAUAUAAAAAGAAGUACAAGUUAGCAAACAAAGAAUGCAACAUCAUGGGUACAUGCACAGCUGAGAAACUUAAGUACGAAUUGAUGAAAUUUUGGACCAUGGCCUAUACCUCUUGCCCUCAUUUCGUGGGAGGGCGCUUAGUAACAUGCACUGCUUCUGGAGUUUUUUGCCUUAUGAGCACUGGAAUUUAUGCCGAUGCCAUGUUUAGGUCUUACAUCCUCCAUAAGAGCUUCAACUUUUGUAGUGGAGACUCUGAAUACAAGUGGUCCUCAACCUUGAUUCUUGUAACUCACACAGUGGCAAUAGGAGUAGGAGCUAUUGCACCAGCUUUUAGAUGGUUCAGAGCCAUAAAUUUCAACUGCCCCAAAAAAGCAAAUAAUGCCUGCAAACUCAAGUUGUUCAAAGUGGAGAACUAUUGGAUCCGUAUCCUGCUUCAGUGGAAAGAAUGCCCAUUGGAUUUCAGAUAUUGUGGACGGCAUGGUAAAAAAUUUGCUCAUAAAUCAAAGAACAAACUUCUUGAUUUAUGUAUUUUGGUGCAAAUUAUGAUGGUGUCACUUAGUAAGCUAGUCCGGCUCGUUUCCAUUUUCUCUGUAAGCCAGUCACUGAUAUACUGCCGGAAAGCAAUCAAGAUGCUAAAAUGCUACAGUAUGAUGUCGAGCCUCGAUACAGAAUUGGGGUCCCAAACCAGUUCAAAACCAGAUCUUAGCUGCUAUGCUUUACACCUUGAAGGAGAGGAAGCAUUAAUUGAUUUGAUGAUGCAAAGCAACAGUGAUCUGGUAAAUCAUUGGAUUGGGAUAGGGAAAAAGAAGCAGCCUAAACAUCUUCUACGACUUCUGGAGAAACUGAAAUCAUCACCUGGAUUCAGAGGAGUGCAUAAAUUUGACAGUGCUCACAUUCCUUCACUAAACUCGGAAAAUCCUCCCAAUUGUUGGGCUCUUCCUGUAGUGACACUAACAAGCAUAGCAAUUGCACUUCCAAAUAUCAACUUUCAUUCAAUCAAGGAACUCAUCAAGUGUGUGAAUGAAGGUCUCAUGUACAUCAAAGUAGUGGAAGAUAACCUGGAUGCAAGAAAAGACCUCGCAAACAUCAGGCGAGCAGCAGAAUUAGUGUGGUUAGAAGUUGAUCUAUGUUACAAAUGGCUGGAUGUGGAUCUCCGGAAGAUAGCCACUGAAGGACAAAAUCCAAAACACAUGCUUGAAAGUCUCUCUGAGAAAGCAAAGCAGAGAUUCAUCGAAUUCAGAAAGAAAGAUUCGACUGUUUGUCCAAAGGAAUCACCUUCAAAAUGGCCUAUCAAUAUGUUGGCAGCCAACAGUAUGUACAGAAUCUGUCAAACUCUUUUGGUAAGCUCUGAUAGCAUAGAGUUUGAGAACAGCAAAAUCAUGUUUGAUAAAUUGUCAUCCAUGAUCACGGACAUAACAGGCGCUUGUCUUACCAACCUACAAAGAGUUAUGCAAUGCCACCAUGGAACCAUUACGGAGAGAUCAAAAGGUGUCCGUUCUGCCAUCUUACUUCUCGGAAAAGCAGAGAAUAUUCUGGAAAUUCUUCGUUCACAGCCACUUCCAAGUUCAGUACCAGAUCAAUUGUCAAAAAUAGAUCAUUGGUGUACACUGAGCAAAGAGGAAGACUACCUCUCCUGCAGUCGUAGUUCAACCUCAAAUUGUACUCCAACUUCCCAAAGUUCAUCUGAUUUGUAUCUAAAUGUGGACUGAGAAACAAAUGCCACCUUGCUUGGAUAGUCCUUACAUAUUGUUUUAUAAUGUAUCAUAUUAUAUUGCAUUUGUAACAAUGUUCUGAGAGAUUGUAUUAUCCUUCCCCUUCGUAACACUAUGCUAUACAUCACCAAUUUGAAGGACAAAACAUUGUAUUUAAAUAGCACCAGAACGUGCUUAAACGUGUUACUCAACUAGUACAUUUCUGAAUGUUGUCUUCAGUAACCACUUAGUUUAUACUAUGCCCACAACAUCUACAUUCAGAUUCCUAAUAAUGAAUUCUAUGAGAUCCCUAUCAACAUUACCAAGCAGAUCCCAAUUUUAAUACGAAAAUCCUAUGAAGCUGAGAGAACAGUAGUGAAUUUUAGUAGAAAGAAUUGAACUUGUUUGUGAAUUUCAUUUAGACAUUCAAACUACGACUGCUUUAUAUUUUUAGGUGUCAUAUACUAACAUAUAGCCAGGUGAAUAAUAGUUGAGUAUCUUAAAAUUCAAAGUAUAAAGAACCAAUUCAACAUGACAGAACCCUAAGAAAAGUCAUCCAUGGUUGGCUAUUUGAUCUAAAUUUUUUCAAAGGUGCAAUUUCCAGUGCUUUUGGAGUCAAAGACAAGAAAAGUCUAUUGAAGAAGAUGCAGACUCAAAAGUCAACCCAUUUCCUUGUUGGGUGGAAAGAUUUCCCCUUCUUAUUUUAUUUAAAAAACUAAAUAAGGAACUGAAUUAUGUGAAGGGGAUAACAAAUAUUGAAACUACAUUUUAUUGUGGGAAAGACCAGUGGUACCACAAGCUAAUAAUAGUAAACCUUAGUUCUUUUCAUAUUCUUUUUAUUUUUUAAGAAGUUGGUACUGUGUAUUACACUGGGUAAUUAGAGAAGGAAACAUUGAAAAUUCAACUCAAGAGUUUUAACUAAUUUGGGACACAUCAAAUGAGCUAAUCAGCAUGACCUGUAUUAUACCUAUUGUCCCACCUUUGACUAGCAGACAAUCUUGUCUAUUACCUGGACCCACCAUCCCACCCACCCCUUAUCUACUACUUGGACCCACCAUCCCACCCACCCCUUACAUAGGGGUGGGCGUCAGAUAAUAACAAUGAAAAUAACACAUUAGUAUAUGUCGAGUGUACACAAACCUUACCUCUAUCUUGGUGGAACAGAGAGGUUGUCUCCGAGAGGUUUUGAAAAAUUCUAGACAUGUGUGCUUGACUUUAAUAUUAAACACAUCAGAGGGACCCCUCCAACAAUCAAAGCCAAUUAUAACUCACUGAAUUUCAAAUAAAUAAUAAUGUUGUUGAUUUCUCUAACAUCAUUCAAUAAGUGAAAUCAUCCAUGACAAAAUCAAGUUAAUGGACAAAUUCCAGUGAAGAUGUUACCAGAAAGAGCA
Messenger RNA from Solanum lycopersicum (tomato), 4472 nucleotides. RefSeq lists its product as uncharacterized. Lineage: Eukaryota; Viridiplantae; Streptophyta; Magnoliopsida; Solanales; Solanaceae. The record is from RefSeq and is a predicted model, not a curated record.